Molecule: messenger RNA, 2400 nt
Organism: Pyricularia pennisetigena
Lineage: Eukaryota; Fungi; Ascomycota; Sordariomycetes; Magnaporthales; Pyriculariaceae
Exons: 3
Coding region: 1-2400 (799 amino acids)
Source: RefSeq, a predicted model, not a curated record
AUGAACACAAGCGUGGGUACAGACAACUCGGAGGAUAGUGCCCACUCGCCGGACACUUCCCCAGUUGCAUCGCCAGCUUCAGAUGCUGGCAGCAUCACUACGGUUGCAUCUUCAAACACGGCGUCUUCGACAUCGUCCCAUACAAUCACUGCCUGCGAUGCAAGUGAAACUUCGGUUCCGAUCCGCGCCACUCAGAAGAACAGGCGAUCCGUCUCGGUCAAGACCAAAAAGUCAAAGGUGCGCAUGCAUCUGUCGCCGUCUUCCAAGAGACCAUCCCCCGAAAGGUCAAUCCUCAAAAAGAAGAGCGACCCUGCGCCGCCCCCUUUGGACCCCCGAGCAUUCCCCAGGCUGUCACCCAGUCAACUCCCGGAGAACGCUAUCGACGAUGAUGAUGAGGAAGAGGAAGACAUGCUCCCUCCAGCGUCCCUUAUUGCGGUCCUUCCAGUAAAGUCGAAGCCCGGAUCCAGGGGCUCUUCCACCUCGGGGAAUAUGAGGCUCCCACGGCAUCCCAGAAACCUCAACUAUAAAGGACAGGACCAGUGGCAAAAAGUGCCUGAACGGGCGCCCAAUCGCCCUUCCAACCCCAGACAUGAUCAAGGGUUACAAAUCGACUUGGCCGGUGAAGCCCAUGCGGUCGGCCGAUUACUUCGCACACAGUCGGAUACAACAGUGCCUGGCCUGAGAAAUGCUCAAGCCCCGCCAGUGCCAGCCAAUGGCCUGCACAUAUAUGGAAGCAAUCCAAGCUGCAACCCAACAGGUAAUAAUAUUCUCCCCUUCUCCCGACAACCGUCGUCAAGAUCGCAACCCGUUGAGUACGACGCCGAUAAACCGCUGCUGCGUGUUGUCGGAUUUGAGUAUUCGCCGAAGCGGUCGCUGUCGGAUCCAGAGUUCCGCUCGUCCCUUGUCGUCGAAGCUAUGACGCGGUCCCCCGCUAUAAUUACGGACGAAGUCCCCAGGCCGCUCUUCGAGCUCGCUCCAGGAUGGGGUGAGCAGCCUCGCAAGGCACCUCCAUCGCCCGCCGAGUCCGAUAUGCGAAGGGCUGCCAAGAGCCAGGCCGGCCAGUUCGGGGAGGUCACCAUGACUCCUUUCCGCGGUAAGAGACGAGCGCGCGAUUCGGUUUCGUCUGGCAGUGUGGACGAGCUCUACCUGGCGUCCGAGCGGGCGGCAAUGAGGUUAAUCUUCUCGGCCCUGCCCAACAGGUUUUCCGCUGAAAGAGAUGGGUCCUCUCCCUGCGGACCUCGACCGUCGUCCGCUUGGCGAAGGCUGGGCUUGGCCGCAGGCGGCGCCGGCGGAUGGCCCUUCGAGAAGCUCCGCGAAUCACUGCCCAGACCCAAGACGGCAACGGGGACGACGACCACCACCACCUCCUCCUGGGUCGGCGAUGAAAAGCAGAGGCCCGUCAUCACCAGAGCAGCCACUCCGCUCGACUGGCGACCUUCCACCGCUGCAGACAGCCACCACCACCACCACCACCUCUCACGCAAGUUCAGAGAGGGCGGCUUCCACGACCGAGUUGCCCACGGCGCAACCAAGAUCGGCUCGCUGUACCGCCGGAGCAGCACUAGCCAUGGCAGUGGCUCCUUGAUCCGCUCCGCUGAACGGAGCCCCAUUAGUCCUCUAGAGCCCAUCCCCGAGGUGCAGUCCAGCCUGCCCUCAUCUUCCAACGUUCGGAUCAAAUGGGCCGACGAGCAGCGCGAAUCAGUUGAGGAUCAGGAACAGGGCGAGCAGGCGAGGGAACAAACAUGCGCCAAGUCAGACUCUAUCAAGCCAGACCAAGAGUUACAGAGCUCAACCUCUGCCCCCGACACUACCACGGCAUCCCGACGCCCCUCGAGGCCAUUUACGAUUGAUAGGAGCGGGAGGAGGCCCUCGGGCGGGCUCGUCGCCAGAUCAAUCGCCGAGGUCCAAAUCGCCGAGCCGCGAGGGACCAAGUUCGGGCCCUUGCCGACCGCCGCCACGCUCCUCCGGCCCGUCGCGCCGCCCGCCUCCACGGCGUCGUCCGAAGCAGCCGCGACACCGACGACAACGACAUCUUCCACCUCUCCCGCCUACACCUUUGAUAGCAUGAACCCGCUCCCGGCGCUGAAGCGGGCAAUGUCGGAUCUACUUCCGAGCAGGCCGACGCACGCCUACGACGCGCUGCUCGACAACUACGCGCCCGAGCAGCCCUUUCGCAUCCAGUGGCGUCGCGGCAGCGUCGACGGCCAGCCAAUGCCCGAGACCACGUACAUGGCAUCGCCGCCCAUCCGGUCGAGACGCGGCUCCGCCUCCACGCUCCCCUUGUCGCUGGAGCCCACCACCAGCGCCGUGGCUGCUGGUCCGCUGCCUGGCGCAUCGCACCCGGCCCGACAGUAUACGACCGAGUCCAGGGUCAUUGGGUGGCUCAGCCAGCAACACUAG